AAAAAAUUGCGGGAAACCAAGAAACUACCUGGAGAAACGUGUAGGGAAUAACUUUAUAAAAUGCUUGAUAUAGCCAGUCAAGCAAACAUAGAUAAUUUAU
Rhagoletis pomonella (apple maggot) is the source of this 100-nucleotide messenger RNA. RefSeq lists its product as uncharacterized. NCBI's taxonomy places the organism in Eukaryota, Metazoa, Arthropoda, Insecta, Diptera, Tephritidae. The record is from RefSeq and is a predicted model, not a curated record.